AAGCCGCCGCGCUCCAGCCGUCCUUUUCAGUCUUGUCUUCUCCUGAGCAGAUUCAACCACGUGCAUGUACUAGUCGAACAGUUUAUCGUCUUCAAACAUCCAGAUUCCAGUGUUUCAUUGAAACACACAACACAAGUCACCAUGGUGAAGUUAGCUAAGGCUGCAAAUAAACAGGCUCAGAAGAAAGCCCCUCCACCUAAACAGGUAGAGGAAGAGGAGGACUCUAGUGAAGAAGAAAGCAGUGAAGAGGAAGAGACGCCACCAGCAAAGGUUGCAAAGAAAGCGACCCCAGCAAAGAAGGCACCGGCUGCCAAGAACGGCGUCAAUGCUAAAAAGGCACAAAGUGAUGAUGAUGAUGAUUCAGAAGAGUCAUCUGAGGAAGAGGCUCCUCCCCCUAAGAAGAAACCUGCAAAAUCCACACCUGCAAAAGCUAAAACACCUAACUCAAAGCCAGCUAAGGCAACCCCUGCAAAGGCAGAGGAGUCAUCAGAAGAAGAAGAUGAUGAUGAUGAGUCAGAAGAAGAAGCCCCGCCUCCCAAGAAGGGUGCCAAAAAGCCAACAAAGCCCACCAAGGGUCCUGCAAAGCCCCCAGUAAAGGCCAAACCUGCAGAAGAGUCUUCUGAUGAGGAUGAUUCUGAAGAAGAGGCUCCACCCCCUAAGAAGGCGACUCCUGCCAAGGCGGCUGCCAAGCCUGCAGCCAAGGCUGCUGCUGCUGAAGAGGAGGAGGAUGAUGAUGACGACGAUGAUUCAGAGCAAGAGGCUCCACCAGCGAAGAAGACUCCAUCAGCUAAACCAUCGGCAAAGGCAGCGGCUAAAGCACAGCCUGCUGAAGAGUCCUCUGAGGAAGACGAUGAUGACGAAGAUGACUCCGAAGAAGAGAUGGACACCACUCCAGCUCCUAAGGCCGCAAAGGCAAAGAAAGCCGGAAUGGUCAAGGCAAAGGAGGAGUCAGAAGAGGAGGAUGACGAUGAGGAAGAUGAGGACGAGGAGGAUGAUGAAGAGGAAGCUCCAGUAAAACCUGCAAAGAGAAAAGCAGAAGGCAAAAAGGAGGCGCAGCCUGCCAAGAAAGCAAAGUCAGAUGAAGGAUUCAGUUUAUUUGUUGGAAACUUAAACAGUGACAAAGAUUUUGAAGAGAUCAAGGAUGGGCUAAGGAAAUUCUUCACAAAAAACAAUGUCGAGGUCACUGAUGUUCGGCUUGGGUCAUCAAAGAAAUUCGGCUAUGUCGACUGCGCAAGUGAGGAAGAUCUCAACAAAGCGCUUGAGCUCAACGGCAAGAAAGUGAUGGGUCAGGAGGUGAAACUGGAUAAGGCCCGUAGCAAAGAAACCUCUCAGGAGGGAAAGAAAGAGAGGGAUGCCCGCACACUGUUUGUGAAAAACCUUCCUUACUCUGUAACAACUGAUGAGCUGAGAGAGUUUUUUGAAAGUGCAGUUGACAUCAGGUUACCUCAAGGCCAGGGCGGCUCAAGCAGGGGAAUUGCCUAUAUCGAGUUUAAGACUGAGGCUGAAGCAGAAAAGAUGCUGGAAGAGGCCCAGGGUGCUGAUCUCCAGGGGAGGUCCAUAAUGGUCGACUAUGUCGGCGACAAGAGCCAGAAAGGAGCAAGGAUGUCUUCUUCAGGAGCUCCCAGCAAAACAUUAGUGGUCAAUAACCUUUCCUUCAGUGCCACUGAGGAAGUGCUGCAAUCCGUUUUUGAGAAAUCCGUCUCUAUAAGGAUUCCCCAACGAGAUGGAAGACCUAAAGGCUUUGCUUUUGUAGAAUUUGAGAGUGCGGAUGAUGCCAAGGACGCGUUGGAAAACCUGAACCACACAGAAAUAGAAGGUCGUUCAGUCCGCCUGGAGUUCAGUCAGAACAGCGGUGGAAGAGAUGGAGGCAGAGGAAACUCUGGUCCAACAAAAACUCUUUUUGUCAAGGGUCUUUCUGAGGACACAACGGAUCAGACUCUGAAGGAUUCCUUUGAAUCGGCCGUGGCAGCCAGAAUAGUUACAGACAGAGACACCGGUUCAUCAAAGGGUUUUGGUUUCGUGGACUUUCAUAAUGAAGACGAUUGCAAGGCGGCAAAGGAAGCCAUGGACGACGGUGAAAUCGAUGGCAGCAAAGUGACCCUGGACUACGCCAAGCCAAGGGGUGAAGGAGGCUUCAGAGGAGGUAGAGGUGGCGGCGGCGGAGGACGUGGAGGUUUCCGCGGAGGCCGUGGUGGGUUUGGCGGACGCGGUGGAGGCAGAGGAGGAGGAGGAAGGGGUGGACGCGGAGGCUUCCGUGGUGGUUUUGGAGGUGGAAGAGGCAGCGGUGGAUUUGGAGGCAAGCCCCAGGGGAAGAAAAUCAAGUUUGAUGACUAGAUGCGGGGCUUAAAUUUUUUUGUUUUGCAAUGGACUCUGGCUUCAUCAGUUUUCAGAGCCUUUGGACAUUCCAGAAAUCGUCAGUGAUAUUUAACUAGAAUGGGGCAUUUUAAGCCCUUUUAUCUCAACCUCCCUCACCUGCUAUGCCCUCCUGUGCCAGAAUGGUACUACAGACCUUUUCAGCAUAUGUGCUACAUGUGAGAACUGAAAGUCCCAAAUGCAGACCUGCACCCCUUUCCUCCUAAGGGUUUUCAGAAGGAGUAAAAUGGAAUAUCUCAGAAGCGGGCUUAUGUUAAAAAGCUCGUUUUGUGAGAUAUAUUGUGUAAAUUUAAACAGUUAGUAUGUUUUCAUUUUACCUUUUUUGUAAAAAAAAAAAAAAGAAUUUACACCUGUAUCCAUUUUUAUUUUGUUUUAAGUUUUCUUUAGUUGAAUUUAAAUAUGAAAUUAUUCAUGUUUUCAUGGUUCAUGUCCCGGUUAAUAGAUGGGGAUUAGUCGCUGAGCAGGGUCUGUGGAUGCUCUGCCGCUGUUUCUAAGCGUUGUCUGACCUAAUUCUGUUUCCCCAUCUUAAGAUUUUCACUUGAUAAAAAUAAACCUUUCAGGGCCUAACUUUUUUUUUUUUUAUUGUGUGAAAAUAACUGUCUGGCUUGAGCUGUUCAAUCGUUAAAUGGGUUGUUUACAGAAAUUAAAGAAAGUAAACAUGUUUUUAAAA
Cyprinodon tularosa is the source of this 3043-nucleotide messenger RNA. It is a transcript of the gene nucleolin, whose product is annotated as nucleolin. Gene Ontology annotation, molecular function: RNA binding. The coding region runs from base 142 to 2334 and encodes 730 amino acids. Lineage: Eukaryota; Metazoa; Chordata; Actinopteri; Cyprinodontiformes; Cyprinodontidae. The record is from RefSeq and is a predicted model, not a curated record. The transcript is spliced from 16 exons.